Molecule: messenger RNA, 2594 nt
Organism: Physella acuta
Lineage: Eukaryota; Metazoa; Mollusca; Gastropoda; Physidae
Product: retinochrome-like
Biological process (GO): G protein-coupled receptor signaling pathway
Cellular component (GO): membrane
Molecular function (GO): G protein-coupled receptor activity
Source: RefSeq, a predicted model, not a curated record
CACGAUAAGAUGGCGGAUGCAGGUUCACCAGCCGUUGAUGACGUCACGUCUGCUGUUGCAUUCAACAAGUUUGAGCACGCGACCGUUGGCGCCCUCUAUAUGCUCUUCUGUGUCGUUGGUGUAACGAGCAACUUCCUGACAGCCCUGACCUUCUACAAGGACACCAAACUACUCACCACCAGCAAGCCCUGGCUCCACAUCCUUCUAGCGGUGGCCAACCUCCUGGUUGUUGCCCCUAGCCCGUUCCCCGCUUCCUCGAGCUUUAGCGGGAGAUGGCUGUACGGGAAUACCAUGUGUCAGAUGUACGCUUUUGAAGGCAUGUUCAUCGGAAUUGUGGCUAUUGGUUCGGUUAUUGCCCUUUGUAUAGAGAGAUAUGUCAUGGGAAAUAAACCAAACAAAGACGGCUGCGGGUGGUUCUACAUCUGGUCCAUUUUGAUGGUCAUCGGUAACGGUUUUUUCUGGGGUGUGAUGCCGUUAUUAGGCUGGAGCAGGUACACGGUGGAACUCUCUGGAACUUCCUGUGCCAUCGACUGGAAAAACCCCGAUGAGAGCUACAUCUCCUACUUGGUAACCAUGGAGAUCUUCUCCUUCGCCAUCCCAGUGGUCGCCGCCUUCGUGUGUCUGUACUGGGCGCAUUCACCGGCGACCACCCAACCAGGGGCGGGGCCAAGUGGGUCAGGUCAAGGUGACACUUCCGGUCAGCAGGUGGCGCAGGUGGAUCAAAACAUGGCGCCGUUGACAGAGGGUCAGCUCCACUCGCUGUGCUACGUGUUCCUACUACUCAUGCUGAUCGGCUGGGGGCCCUUCGCCUUCCUCUGCACCUCCACCAUCUUUAACGGGGCCCAGGGCCUCUCCUACCUCGCCUCCAGCAUCCCGCCCCUCUCCUGUAAGCUGAUGGUCUCAUCCUACCCCCUGGCCUACGCCGUCGUCUCCCCGAGGUUUCGCCACAGCUUCACUUCCGUUUUCUCCGCCUCGGACCGGAAACAGGACUAGGUCACGUGGUCUGCGAGUUACCUAGGUGACGAACACUAACAAGAGAUCUGGUCUAUUUAAAAAAAAAUUUAAGUUUCAUCCUUUUAGCAGGGGUUGUCCAUAAAGGCAUCACGCUAUUUUAACAGGUGUUUACCGUCUUUAGUGUCGUUACAAACAGCCCCUUCCCCUAACCUUACUUUCUAUAAAAUAUAUUCAUACAACUUAUCUUUCUCCUUCCCUCCAAAAAAGAAUAUGUCCAGCUUUGAAAAUAAACACGUUUUCUUAUGUCUUUAAUUGCCGUUGAGAUUAAAAUCGAAAAAGUUUAUUAAUAUAGCAAUAUUUUCAUUGAGAUGUUAUUUAAUAUUUUUUUUUAGAAAAAAAUAUUUAUAAAAAAUAGCUCUUAAUAAAUCUGUAUUACGUCACCCCCCACCUCAGUUCCCAUAUCACAUCAUUCACUGUAUCCAAAAGCCCCCCCCCCACCCCACGCACGCAGUUUACAAUGCCAUAAAUGGACCACCCUAUCAAAUAAAUAUCUUUCUAUCGUAUUUUUUUUUGAAAGGAAUCUAAAACAAAAAAAAAUUUGCAGAGCAAUCUUAUACUUAUAAAUUGAGAAUAUAAUUUGAAUUUUUAAAUUUGUGAUUAUAAUCUUAUGGAGUUUAUCAGUUUUUAUUAAAAUAUAUAACUAAAAAACUUCGUAAACAUCGAAUCAAUAUUUUUCAUUAAUAUUUCUUUUAUAUGGUUAAAAACAAAUGAAAGAAAUUGUUAAAUAUUUCUGACAUCUGAUAUUUUUUUAAACUGCGUUUCAUUUUCAACUUUUAUAAAAAAAAUUCUUUUUCAUAUAUUGGGCUUUUUUUUUUUAUAUUUUAGACAAUUAUAAACUAGCCCAAACGGUUUUUGUUAAAUCGUUGAUGAAAUAAUCAAUUAAAGGGCUUCCCUGUAUUUAGAUUUAUAACACAGUACACGUGUACAGGUUGCAUGUACACAUUCACGAUAUAGUGUACUAGAACUGGUUGUUCAUUUGUGCCCAAACACAUUUCAUGUACACAUUAGCACCACUGUGUGCUAGCUGUAUUGUGUACGCGUUGUCAUUCCUGAACUGUUUCAAUCUUCUCGGCAUUUCUGUGUACACAGUUUUCAUAUAUAAUAUAGUGUACAUUGUAUGGCCUACCAUUCAUGUUUAUUUAUUGUAUUGCAGUACACAGUUACAGCAGUUUAUAGCCUGUUAUUUCUGUAGUGUACAAAUCAUGACAGCACCUUGUACACACAAGCACUUCGUGUACACAUAUAACACUGUGGUCUGCUGUUCCUGUUCUGUACACGUUAUCUCUGCGUACACAUGUUUGAGUGGUGUACACAUAUACUACAUGUACAUUGUCAUUCCUGUAAUAUUUCAGCCUUUGUUCUGUGACAUGUACAAGCUCUAUGUAUUAUCUGUGUUGUACACACGUCAAAGUGCUUGUGACAAAUGGAACCACAUUGUCACAUGGAAAUAUAACAUUGUGACAUGGAAAAAUAUGUCACUAGUCUACCAACUGAGGGGACGUCGUGGUAUAGCGGGAAAAACCGCACCUUCUAACCAGAAAGUCGCGAGUUCGAUAUAUAUAUAUAUAUAUAUAUAUAUA